Xylona heveae TC161 is the source of this 354-nucleotide messenger RNA. RefSeq lists its product as hypothetical. The record is from RefSeq and is a predicted model, not a curated record. The coding region runs from base 98 to 301 and encodes 67 amino acids. The transcript has a single exon. NCBI's taxonomy places the organism in Eukaryota, Fungi, Ascomycota, Xylonomycetes, Xylonales, Xylonaceae.
GCCCACAUUUAUACCAGAUUUAUGCAUAGAUGGGUUUAGUUAAAAAAACCACCCACGCCUGGUCUGGAGGUUGGUUUUCACCUUAAAGACCACCUUGAUGUGGAAGUUUCAGGCAAAGACCGACCCAGACCAAACCAACGGACACCCUACGAUAACGGGUGUCUGUAUGGAGCAGUUGCGGUUGGACUCAAGGUCAAGUUCUUCAGAUAUUCGGGUGGAAAUAUGGAGGGAAUUUUUGGAAAGCUCUAAGUUGACAAGAGACCUGAUGCAGCGGCAAUUGGACAACACCUUGAGAGAAUGAAAGUUGAACUUGCUGCAGGUUGAGGGACGAAGAUGAAGAUGAAGAUGGAAUAC